This is a messenger RNA of Auxenochlorella protothecoides, 594 nucleotides long. RefSeq lists its product as hypothetical. Lineage: Eukaryota; Viridiplantae; Chlorophyta; Trebouxiophyceae; Chlorellales; Chlorellaceae. The coding region runs from base 1 to 594 and encodes 197 amino acids. The record is from RefSeq and is a predicted model, not a curated record. The transcript is spliced from 6 exons.
AUGUUGAUGAUCUGCAACUUUGCUGUGCUGGGAGCUACCCUGCUGCUGCCCUCAGUCUGGCCGGGGUUGUGGCGGCGGUGGAGGGACGCCAUCAUGCCGCCCUUCCUCGUUUCGCACACGGUCGCCCUGCACAUCUUCCUGGGCACCAAUGCCUUGGUGUCGCAGGCACUGGUGUUUCAGAGGAGCCUCACCAGCAGGUUCAUCCCGGCUCAGGCCAUCGGGUACAUGGUGUUGGCCUCGUACAACUGGCACCAGGGCCAUGUGGAGACGCUGGCGCUCUACACGCUGCACACUGUGCUGGGUUUGAUCUUACCCUGCAUCAUCGUCUGGCAAGCAGAGUACAAGGCUCGGUACUCCUUCCUGCGAGAGGCUGCCAAAGCGCGGCCGAUCAGUCUGCCACCCCUCACACUCCUGGCACGGUUGAGCUGCCUGUGGCUGCUCCCUGUCUUCCUGCUCGAGAGCCUCACAGGACCCAUGUUCAUCUGUCGUUCCAUGCUGAAGACGGGGUACUCAUGGUGGGCCAUCUAUUCGCUCAUGCUGGCCUGGUCUGGAGCAGUCGUCUUGUAUAACUCCUACUUCUACAUCCUGGCCUGA